AUGCUUAAACUGGCUUGUUUUCACAUUGCAUUUUUAUGUUAUUCUUUAUCUAUAAAUAGAGUCCAUAAGUAGAGGACUGUAUCAUGUAUUCAUGUGCUUAGUUAGAGAGAAUAGAGUUCACCAACUAUGAGGAGAGAGAGAGAGAUGGAGAGCCAGCAGCAGCAACAACAUCAAGCGGUUGGAAGGGACCCACCAUUUUGGGGAGGAGGAAGCAACCGAAUUGCUUCGUUUAAUUUGGAAGAGGAGCAUCCACCAUCCAUAAGUGAUCAUAGUAACAAAGAUUUCCAGGAAGAGGAUCCCAAACACCAGAAACCUGGCUGGAGGAAGUUCUUGCCAUAUGUAGGCCCUGGUUUUUUAGUCUCUUUGGCUUACUUAGACCCUGGAAAUUUGGAAACUGAUCUUCAAGCGGGAGCCAACCAUAGAUAUGAGCUACUCUGGGUCGUCCUCAUCGGGUUGAUCUUCGCUUUCAUUAUCCAGUCCCUUGCAGCGAAUCUUGGUGUAGCAACAGGCAAGCACUUGUCCGAGCUGUGCAAAAUAGAAUACCCAAAACACGUAAGGUAUUGUUUAUGGUUGCUGGCAGAGCUUGCCGUCAUUGCAGCUGAUAUUCCUGAAGUUGUUGGAACGGCUUUUGCUCUGAAUAUACUGUUUCAUAUCCCAGUAUGGGCUGGUGUUCUCUUAACUGGCUUGAGUACUCUCCUACUUCUGGGUCUACAGAGAUAUGGGGUCCGGAAGCUGGAGAUGUUAAUAGCACUUCUAGUAUUUGUGAUGGCUGGUUGCUAUUUUGGAGAAAUGAGCUACGUCAAGCCUCCUGCAACAGAGGUGCUGAAGGGGAUGUUCCUGCCUAGGCUCAGUGGUAAUGGUGCCACGCCCGAUGCUAUUGCUCUCUUGGGCGCCCUCGUCAUGCCGCAUAACCUCUUUCUCCAUUCUGCUCUUGUGCUUUCAAGGAAGGUACCUCAAUCCGUCCGUGGAGUCAAUGAUGCGUGUAGAUUUUUCUUGAUAGAGAGUGGAUUCGCACUGUUUAUAGCCUUUUUGAUCAAUGUUGCAGUGGUCUCCGUCUCAGGCACUGUCUGCUCGGCCCCAAACCUCUCCCAUGAGGACUCUGAUCACUGCAGUGAUCUCACUCUAAACUCGGCUGCUUUUCUUCUCAAGAAUGUCUUAGGAAAGUCAAGUUCAACCAUCUAUGCCAUUGCUUUACUGGCUUCAGGACAGAGCUCCACCAUCACUGGCACUUAUGCAGGCCAAUAUAUCAUGCAGGGGUUCUUGGACCUUCAGAUGAGGAAGUGGUUAAGGAAUUUAAUGACUCGUUGCGUUGCUAUUACACCUAGUCUUGUUGUCUCUAUCAUUGGUGGUUCUUCUGGUGCUGCUCGGCUGAUCAUCAUAGCCUCGAUGAUAUUGUCAUUUGAGUUGCCAUUUGCUCUUAUCCCUCUUCUCAAAUUUAGUAGCAGUUCUACCAAGAUGGGACCCCACAAGAAUUCUAUAUAUAUCAUCUUGAUCUCAUGGAUUUUAGGGCUAUGCAUCAUCGGUAUCAAUGUCUAUUACUUGAGCACAGGAUUUGUUGGUUGGCUGAUUCACAAUAAUCUGCCAAAAGUUGCCAAUGUAUUCAUUGGAAUCAUAGUGUUUCCCCUCAUGGCAUUAUACAUUCUUGCUGUUCUCUACUUAAGCUUCCGCAAAGACACUGCAGUAACAUUCAUGGAGCCACCCAAGUUAGAUCCUACUGCUCAGAUCCAAAUGGAGAAAGGGUUCAAUGGAAGAACCAACACUCAAUCUGAGGAACUUCCUUACAGGGAGGACCUUGCAGAUAUUCCACUUCCAGAAUAAAUGAGAAGGAUCUCUCAAUCAGUCUACAAGGCUAUUGCACCAAAUGGAAACUUCCAUGUAACUUACUGUCAAUGUAGCUUAAUUGCCAUGUUUGUAACUUGUAAUGUGAGAA
Messenger RNA from Nelumbo nucifera (sacred lotus), 1930 nucleotides. RefSeq names its product metal transporter Nramp7.2-like. NCBI's taxonomy places the organism in Eukaryota, Viridiplantae, Streptophyta, Magnoliopsida, Proteales, Nelumbonaceae. Gene Ontology annotation, cellular component: plasma membrane. Gene Ontology annotation, molecular function: cadmium ion transmembrane transporter activity; manganese ion transmembrane transporter activity. The record is from RefSeq and is a predicted model, not a curated record. Gene Ontology annotation, biological process: iron ion transmembrane transport; manganese ion transport.